UUUCUUCAGUUCACUUGUCCUUUUCUUCGUCCCAUAUGGAACCCUUUACAACGCUGUUAGUUUUACUGGGCGUGAUAUGAAUGACUACUCAAUUUUGGCUUUUACAUCCUUCACAGCUUUAGUUUUGGUAGUUAAUGGACAGAUUGCUUUUGAUACUUCUUAUUGGACUUGGAUUAAUUGGUUUGUUGUUCUUGGUUCUGUGGCUGUCUAUUUUGGUGUUGUUGUUACUAUAUAUCAGGUUCUCCCAACCCGUUGGCUUUACGGGUAUGUUAGCCUUAUCAAUGUCGAUGUUUUUGCUAGAGCUGUCGCCUUUCCAGGAUUUUGGCUUUCUUUAGCUUUAAUUUGUGCCAUUUUGCUUUUACCAACACUCGGAAACAGAUUUUUCUGGUUUGACGCCCACCCUUCCUAUGCUGACAGGCUUAGAGUAAGGCAUCGUUUAUACGGAGAGGAAAAAGCUGCAAAGCCUUCAACACCUGCAGCACCUCAACAUGCCUUACCCCCUAGAGGGAGAACUUCUAGAUGGAGUUCUAAACAAAGAGAUUUACGUUCUGGCUAUGCUUUUUCGCACUGUGCCGGUUUUGGGGAGUUAAUAGCAAAGGGAACGCUUUUCAAAAAUUUGGAGAAUCUGCGUAUUCCGUCUUUCCAACAUAAACAACAAAUCCAUCCAACAGAAACUAGCAGCAAUACAAGUGGGAAUAAUGAUAGUAGUAACAAAUCUACCCGCCGUUUUACUGUUUUUAAUGGAGGUGGAGGACAUUUGCUAGAUUCUUUCCGUAAUGCUUUACAUGAUCGUCAACAUCAAAAACCUGAAAAUGGGAAUAAUGGUGAUUUUUUCAUUCUUUAA
This is a messenger RNA of Meloidogyne enterolobii, 844 nucleotides long. The record is from the annotation of a GenBank genome assembly. Lineage: Eukaryota; Metazoa; Nematoda; Chromadorea; Rhabditida; Meloidogynidae.